UCUCCAUUUCUCAGCAUUUUUUACAGUAAACCGAAUUCACAGCGAGAAGCUAAUUUUCUCAUUUCAAAAUGGACGCAAGCACAAAGGUGAAGAAAGGAGCAGGAGGAAGGAAAGGAGGAGGACCAAGGAAGAAGUCCGUCACAAGAUCCGUCAGAGCCGGACUUCAGUUCCCCGUCGGAAGAAUCGGCCGGUUCUUGAAGAAAGGUAGAUACGCUCAGCGUGUUGGUACUGGCGCUCCUGUUUACCUAGCUGCCGUUCUUGAAUAUCUUGCCGCUGAGGUUCUUGAGUUGGCUGGAAAUGCAGCACGUGAUAACAAGAAGAAGAGUAUUAGUCCAAGGCAUUUGUUGUUGGCUAUUAGGAAUGAUGAAGAGCUUGGAAAGUUGCUUGCUGGUGUUACUAUUGCUCAUGGUGGUGUUCUUCCUAACAUUAACCCUGUGCUUUUGCCUAAGAGGACUGAAAAGACUGCUGCUAGUACUCCCAAGUCUCCAUCUAAGGCCAAGAAAUCCCCAAAGAAAGCCUAGAUGUUAGGUGUUAGGUUUUAUUUAAUCCUUUUUGUUAUGUGUGGAUAACGUAGAUUAGGCACCUCUCAAGUGGCAGAGAAUUAUUCAAUGUAUACUAAGCAAAGUAAUGCUAUUGUCUUUGUAACUUUAUGUGUUUCAUUUGUUAAUGAAAUCAUUUUGUUUUUAGUCA
Vicia villosa (hairy vetch) is the source of this 690-nucleotide messenger RNA. RefSeq names its product histone H2A.1-like. The transcript is spliced from 2 exons. NCBI's taxonomy places the organism in Eukaryota, Viridiplantae, Streptophyta, Magnoliopsida, Fabales, Fabaceae. The coding region runs from base 69 to 521 and encodes 150 amino acids. The record is from RefSeq and is a predicted model, not a curated record. Gene Ontology annotation, molecular function: structural constituent of chromatin; DNA binding; protein heterodimerization activity. Gene Ontology annotation, cellular component: nucleosome.